This is a messenger RNA of Lycium barbarum (goji berry), 1599 nucleotides long. RefSeq lists its product as uncharacterized. The coding region runs from base 34 to 1011 and encodes 325 amino acids. The record is from RefSeq and is a predicted model, not a curated record. The transcript has 4 exons. Lineage: Eukaryota; Viridiplantae; Streptophyta; Magnoliopsida; Solanales; Solanaceae.
UCAAAAUCUCCUUCAAAAGAAAAAAACAGAGGCAUGAAUGGGCGAAGGCGACGAUUCAUCGCAGCAACUUCAUCAAUGGGCGAUUUCCGUAUUAAGUUCUCACGAAUCGUAUCUCAUCACCAACAACUCAAACUCGCUUUCAAUCAACUCGAUAAUCACAUCCGUACUGGCUUGCAAGAAGCUGCAGAUGUGUUUGAAUCCUUAGCGAAUCCGUUGAUGAAGCUUGUGGGAUUGAAGACUCUUGAAAUGGCUGAAGAAGGAAAAUAUACUACUGUUGUGAUUGAUUACCCUACUCAUUUUCAUGCCAAUGGCUGCAAGAGAAACGAGAAUAGAGCUGAAACGAUGGUGAGAAAGGAGGCUAGUGAAAUUGAGGAAGAAGGCUAUAUGAAUAGAGCCAAAACAGUUGGCAAAGAGCUAAUUCAGAAACAAGAGAUGCAGCUAAGGCAGUUGAUCCAUCUGCUUAGACAAGUUGAAUCCCAAGUAAAUACAAGCCAAACCAACAUUCUUCAGACCCUUAGUGACCAUCAAACUUCCAUACAUAGUGUUUUCAAGAAAGCUGUUGCAUAUGUUUCUGCCAUUCACCAAAUAGGCGAAAAUAAUGGCACUUCUUUGAUCACAAUUCAACUUUUGAAACACAUAUUUCGUCUUGUUAUUACUACACUGAGCUCGGUAGAGUGUGGAGUGGACAACCUAGUGGAUGAGCUAGCUACAAGAAUGUGUAGGCCAAUGGUCAACUAUGUCAAGGGUCUUAAGCUCGAAGUCACAUCAGGAAGAUGUCAUCGCCUACUGAACAUAGUGGAAGAGAUGGGAAGAGCAAUGAGAACAGGGAGGACAGAGUUGGAGGAAGCAAGGAAGAAGGUAAGACUAGCAGAACAUAAUAGACGUGAGGUGCUGUACAAGCUGAAGGAAUCAGAAGAUUUGACAAGGAAAUAUCAGGGAUUCCUCCUGAAAGCCAAGAAUGGAUCAAAGGAACAAUUUGAGCAAGAGAAGGUAUUAUUUAUACUUGAUUAGUUUACUGCAAAUUCACUUAAUGUUAACCAUUUCUUUAGUCUGAAGAGAAAAUCUUCUUCACUAUGGGUGGUCAAGGAUGCACUGUCUCUAAGAGCCUUACUAUUUAAUAAAAUAAAUCUAGCUCCCAUACUACAUAUGCUGAGAAAUCCAGUGACUCUCCCUGUAUGUAUUUGAGCUUCUUAUGCCAAAACCUUUUGAACUCAUUAUAUUUCUUGUUAUGAUCUUCAGUUCUUCAUUGAAGGAAUUUAAAAUUGUUAUGUUUCCAGAAUUAACGAAUUCAAUGAUUGUUUGGACUGCGGAAUACAUGCUUGUGAGAAUGUACAUAUGCUUAUAAGGAAAAUAGUGAAUGAAACAUCUUACUAUGGAUGGAAUUUAUCACAGACAAUAGUCAUCCACUCACAUAUGCUUUUCAGUUUUCUCAAUCCUUGUGCUUGUACAUUGUGCUACCCUAGCACUUCUUAUUUCCCUAUCCUUCCUAUAUUCUAUAGUAUUAUAACUUCGUUUGAGAUCCAAUUGUUUAUUUGUAUUUCAACUAUCGAAAUGGAAAUUGCUUGUAAAGUGGUUUGUUUAGGAGCUGCAUUUGGGAAA